Molecule: messenger RNA, 1046 nt
Organism: Malaclemys terrapin pileata
Lineage: Eukaryota; Metazoa; Chordata; Testudines; Emydidae
Product: olfactory receptor 6N1-like
Exons: 2
Coding region: 75-1046 (323 amino acids)
Biological process (GO): G protein-coupled receptor signaling pathway
Cellular component (GO): membrane
Molecular function (GO): G protein-coupled receptor activity; olfactory receptor activity
Source: RefSeq, a predicted model, not a curated record
CCUCUCACUUUCCCCAGUUUUCAAGCAGUGCAUCUUUCUUGGCUUCAGUGCAGCUUUUCCUGAUUUAUACUGCGAUGAAGCUAACAACAAACAUACAAGAGGGAAAUCAAACGACCAUCACCGAAUUCAUCCUCCUGGGAUUUGGGGCUCUCCCUCAACUUGAUAUUAUUCUCUUCCUGCUGUUCCUAGUGAUUUAUAUUGUGACUGUGGCUGGGAACAUCCUUAUCAUUGCACUAGUUGUGACUGAUCAGCACCUUCACACCCCCAUGUACUUCUUCCUAGGGAACUUGUCCUGCUUGGAGACCUGCUACACCUCCACCAUCCUGCCCAGGGUGCUGGCCAGUCUUCUGACUGGGGACAAGUCUAUUUCUGUUAUGGGCUGCAUCACUCAAUUUUAUUUCUUUGGUUCUCUGGCAGGGACUGAGUGUUUGCUUUUAUCUGUGAUGUCCUAUGAUCGGUAUUUAGCGAUAUGCAAACCUCUGCAUUACGCAGCACUUAUGAAUGACAGGUUGUGCCUCCAGCUAGUGGUAGGGUUGUGGAUAGGUGGAUCUUUGUCUCUUACCGUCUUUGUAUUUAUGAUGUCACAAUUAACAUUUUGUGGCCCCAAUGAAAUUGACCAUUUCUUUUGUGAUUUUCGUCCAAUAAUAAAACUCUCCUGCACUGACAACCGCAUGGUGGAAUUUGCCAGUUUCAUAUCUACCACCAUAUUCACCAUGCCUCCAUUUCUAUUGACGGUGGCAUCCUAUGUUUGUAUCAUCUCCAACAUCCUGAGAAUCCCGUCCAGCACCGGGAGGCAAAAGGCCUUUUCCACCUGCUCCUCUCACCUCAUCGUGGUGACAAUUUUCUAUGGGACUCUCAUCAUGGUGUAUUUGGUCUCAGGAUCUGAUGCAUUGAGGGACCUAAACAAAGUGUUCUCUUUCUUCUAUGGAGUCUUGACCCCAUUGCUCAACCCCCUCAUAUACAGCCUGAGAAACAAGGAGGUAAAGGAAGCCUUGAGGAAAGCUCUCCUUAGAUCUUUUGUCUUUUACAAGAAUUCAAAAUUUUAA